Molecule: messenger RNA, 546 nt
Organism: Carassius gibelio (silver crucian carp)
Lineage: Eukaryota; Metazoa; Chordata; Actinopteri; Cypriniformes; Cyprinidae
Product: gamma-crystallin M2-like
Exons: 3
Coding region: 1-546 (181 amino acids)
Biological process (GO): lens development in camera-type eye; visual perception
Molecular function (GO): structural constituent of eye lens
Source: RefSeq, a predicted model, not a curated record
AUGACUACAGCAGGCAUGAGCAUGUGCAGGGCGGUCUUCUAUGAGGACAGGAACUUCCAGGGUCGCUCUUAUGAGUGUAUGGGUGACUGUGCUGACAUGUCUCCUUACUUGAGUCGCUGCCACUCUUGCAAAGUGGAAAGUGGCUGCUUCAUGAUGUACGAUCGUCCCAACUACAUGGGAAAUCAGUAUUUCUUUAGGAGGGGAGACUAUGCUGAUUACAUGUCUAUGUUUGGCAUGAGUGACUGCAUCAGAUCUUGCCGUAUGAUCCCUAUGCACAAGGGAUCCUUCAGAAUGAGGAUCUAUGAAAGAGAGAACUUUAUGGGUCAGAUGUACGAGAUGAUGGACGACUGUGACAACAUCAUGGACCGUUAUCGCAUGUCUCAAUGCCAGUCCUGUCAUGUGAUGGACGGCCACUGGCUCAUGUAUGAGCAGCCCCACUACAGAGGCAGGAUGUGGUACUUCAGACCUGGAGAGUACAGGAGCUUCAGAGAUAUGGGUGGCAUGAGAUUCAUGAGCACAAGGCGCAUCAAUGAUUCCUUCUAUUAA